Messenger RNA from Glycine soja, 633 nucleotides. RefSeq lists its product as uncharacterized. NCBI's taxonomy places the organism in Eukaryota, Viridiplantae, Streptophyta, Magnoliopsida, Fabales, Fabaceae. The record is from RefSeq and is a predicted model, not a curated record. The transcript is spliced from 3 exons. The coding region runs from base 1 to 633 and encodes 210 amino acids. Gene Ontology annotation, molecular function: RNA-DNA hybrid ribonuclease activity; nucleic acid binding.
AUGGGCAUCCCAUCGUCUAAGGCAGUAUAUGUUGAGCCAUACCACUUGGCUGGUAUCCAAAAUGGACCCAGUCAAUCGAUAAAGGCAAGCGCCUUGGCAAACUAUUUGGCUCAGCAGCCUCUUAAUGAUUACCAGCCCAUGCAUCCGAAGUUUCCCGAUGAAGACAAUAUGGCCUUGUUCAAAGAAAAGUUAGAGGAUAAGGACAAGGAUAAGUGGGUCAUGUGGUUCGACGGCGCGUCCAACGCCCUAGGCCAUGGGGUUGUGGCGGCUUUGGCAUGCGCCCUCGGGAUCCAAGCAACAAUUGACUUCAACAUCAAGUUGCUCAAAGUGUACGGAGACUCAGCCUUGGUAAUUCACCAGUUGAGGGGAGAAUGGGAGACUAAGGGUCAUAAGCUAAUACCCUAUCUAACUUACAAAAAGUUGGCUGAGUUCUUCGAUGAUGUCUCUUUCCACCAUGUUCCCAUAGAGGAGAAUCAAAUGGCUGAUGUGCUUGCCACUCUAGCAUCCAUGUUCCAGCUGACUCUGCUCGGAGACUUGCCAUACAUCGAUUGUUGUUUGAUAGAGGAGGAACAAGAUUGUAAACCUUGGUACUUCAACAUCAAGCGAUACAUAAAAAACAAGGAGUACCCAUAA